Paralichthys olivaceus (Japanese flounder) is the source of this 3431-nucleotide messenger RNA. RefSeq names its product DAZ associated protein 2 (gene dazap2). The record is from RefSeq and is a predicted model, not a curated record. Lineage: Eukaryota; Metazoa; Chordata; Actinopteri; Pleuronectiformes; Paralichthyidae.
GUCGUCUGCGUGCGUCUGACAAAAACGGAGCGCGCACGGAGAGCGAGUGACGUCAGCACUUCCACAACAACAAGAAGCUGAAAAACAAGGAAGUGGAGGAAUCGCGAAGCAGCAGCAAAUCUGUUCCAAAGGCCGCGACUCGAUACGCAGAGUGUCCCCGUGUUGAAAGCCGACAUCCCCCGCAGCCUCCGCACCGCUCCGCCGCCAUGAACAACAAAGGUCCCUAUCCACAGCAGGCAGUGUACCCUCAGCAGAGCACUGCACCUGUAUACCCUCCUGCUAUGCAAAUGUCCCCUCAGGCACCUCCCUACACAGACACACCACCUGCAUAUUCUGAGAUAUACCAGCCCAGAUAUGUGCUUCCACCUCAGGUGCCUGGUCAGAUGCCUCAGAUGUCCUCUCACUACCCUGGUGCUCAGGUGUUUAUGCCCAUGCAGCCACCGAUGGCUGUUGGGCCAGUGGGUCAGAAUGUCCCCAUGGCUUACUAUCCCAUGGGAGCUAUGUACCCGCAUGGUUCAACAGUGAUGGUGGACGGUGGUUUUGACGCUGGUGCUCGCUUCACACCUGGCAGCAACGUUUCCAUCCCACCCCCACCUCCUGGACAUCCCCCCAACGCAGCUCAGCUGGCUGCCAUGCAGGGUGCCAAUGUUGUAAUGACGCAGCGCAAGAGUAACUUCUUCCUGGGUGGAUCCAGUGGAGGUUAUUCCAUCUGGUAACAGCAACUUCUCAACUCCUCCAUCAUGCCUAAACCGUGUCCCUCGUCCCAAACUGAUGCCCCAGUUCUACCCACAUCCCAUACGCCUCCCUCUUCAGGCUGCUUGGCCAUGCCACAAUACUGAUAUCACCUAAUGGAAUGUAAUAUUUUAGAGCCCUUGUGAAAGGUACAGUACUCCACUUGUGACAUAGAGAUGAAAAGAUAAAUGCCACCGCCUGGAGUGAUAAGAUAAAAAAUUUUAAUGUUGUAGAAUCCUUGCCACAGUUCUUCAUUGGCUUAAUCCAAAUUGAACCUCCAGGCGUUUGUUGAAUAGACCUGGUCUCCUUUGAUCAAAUGGAUCACAAAUUAAAAUGAAUAUGUACUUGUAUACCUGUAAAGCUACGUAAAUGAAAUGUUGAAAUAUCAGCCCUGCAUUAUUUAGUUUAGCUGCUUUAUGGUGAAAGUGAAACGCAGUUACAAAGUUGCAGUUAAAGCGCAAAAAAAAAGAAAUCUCCACUUGUCUUUUUUGAAUACUUUUAGUGUAGUUAAAUUAAUAGAUGUGUAAAAGUUCCAUGUAAAUACCAGUAUAACCAUGAUCAAGAGAAAUUACAUCUCAACGAUACAAAAAAAAAUCUGCAUCUUGGGUGCUCUUAGUUAGAAUUGUCUUGUCUUUUGCACAGUAUCUAAAACACCACAGACAAUCUGUUGCACAGUGAACUGCCCAUCUGACAGAUUGUUACAUUUAAAUCAUGUGUAAAUUAAAUGAAUUGACGUCAGCAAAUAAUUCAAGAAAAGAUUCCAUGUAAUAUCCAAAGUGAAUUACUGUACCUUGUUGGGCAACUUGUAGAUGAACAUAGUCAAGUGCCAAAGAGCACUGGGGAUAGCCCUAAUUUAAAGCAAAUUAACUUCAGUAAACUUAAAGGAAAGAAAUUUAAAGUAAAUCCAAAUAGUAAGUUGAACGGGAAGGGGUGGUUGGUGUAACAUUUCAGCUUUUUUUUGUCUCCUGUUUCUAUUUUACAGUCGGAUACCCAGAGUUUAUACACUAAAUGUUUAUUGUGCAGGUUUGGAGACCUACCCUCCCUCUUGUUUCUCCUCCACAGAGUAUAAUUUGGUGUCUUCAAAUAAACUUUUUCCACCGUAGAUCAAUGUCACCUUUGUGAUAUAGCAUUUGCUUCUAGUCAACAUUUUCUAAGGUUGAGGAGACUUAAAUAUUUCAGUGUUUAAUUUCUUCCUUCGUGACUUUUCCACAUUCGAGUGAUUUACACGAGUAGUUAGGUUUUAAAGAGAUCAUUGGUCGAACCAAUGAGCUGGUUGUACCAAAGAUUUGGUCGACAAUGCACUUGAUGUUUGGUUGUGACUUGGAAAAAAAAAUAAAUGUCACAAUUUAAAAGCAAACAUAUCAUAGAAUAAGCAGUGGUGAGAUCGUUGGCACCUAGAACCUUCAGUCUUCACGUGAUCGCAACUGUUAGUGUGUUAAUGUCACUUUAUGUAGGUCAGUUGCAUCUUUAAGUUGUUGCAUACUUUUGCACCUUUGCUGUGUACAAAUUUGAUUAAAUACUUUUUACCUGAGAUGCACUGCUAAGCAAAUCUGAGAGGUUGCAGACAAGGGGCUACUCUCGGUCUUUUUUUAAUUCCUGGUUUCAUGUCUUUUUAAAGAAAGCUGUGAGAUUUUUGAACAUGCAUUUUAAAAUGCUUUUCCUUCAUCAAGUCUAUUCCAUUUUUUUUAAAGUAAUGUCGAGACGUGUCGUGUUGUUCAGUAGAUUGAAAGUGUAUGCAAACGUUUUUUGCGACAAGGCUAUGUCACUGUCAGCAUAAAUCAUUUCCAAGACAUUUUUGUGCUGCUGAUUAAAAACCUCUUUAGAAUAUUUACAUAAUUUGUUAUCAUACAAAACUUUAAAUAUAUGGAAUUAGCGGAGUCUGUGUGGAUACCAUCAACUGAUGUUUGUAGAUAUUCAUUUCGAUGUCUGGUAGUAUCAAUGUGUCACUGGGUAUCCGACAUACCAUAUCAAGUUUUAACAGCUGUGGCCUCCAGUAACACAAACACUCUUGCUGUCGACCAACAUUUAGCGAUUUCAGUGUUAAAGAAGUCAGAGCGACCAGCUGUCUAACAACCCUCCUCACUUCAUCCACUGACCCUCAUGGGAUGAACCUCCUGUCUGUGCAGCCCACACACAAAGCUGCUGCAUCAUAUGUGACGGACGUGUCACUCAAAUGGCUCCGUGUGUAUUAAAUCUCACCCGUGUUGUCGUUCCACGCAGCUUUGCUGAGGAAGAGGCCACAGCUGUCAAAACUUAAAAAAAAAAAAAAAAAAACAUGAUUCAAACAAUUGUUUUCUCGUUUUCCAUCUCUGCUCUGAUUGUUUGUUAAGCAGCAUAAUGGUGGCUUUGUCCCAGCAAUAUGAAGUACUGUAAACUACAGCUGACCAGUCGAUGCUAUGCCAACCACAGCCAGCAAAUGGAUCACUCUCUGUUGAAGGAUUAUGGACAUUUAUAGUUCAGGGAUUCUCUUGACAAUAUUUUGUAAAAAUAGAUGUAUGUACUAAAGUGAUGUGAUGGACUUUGGUACACAUUCUAUCUUUUAAGAUUACUAAAGGAGAUGAGUGUCACUACAGUUUGCUGAGACAUGUCAAAGAUGGAAUACUUUGAAAAAAAAGAACUUAGGUGCACUUAACUUUUUUAUACUAAACUUAAAAUUUAAAAUGUAAGUUUAGAAUAAAGGUUAUUUUGGAAAUUUGAAA